AUGGUAGAAUAUAAUAUAUUUGAACACUCAUGUGAAAUACUAUGUGUACAUUUAGGUAAAAAGCUCGGGAAAAAGCAAAAUAUACAAGAUAUAAAAGAAGAACAAAAUACUCCUACUCUUCAGAAAAAUGUAUUAUACAACGGUAAGAUUCAUAUUCUUUAAAAAAUAUUUUAGAGAAUUUGUUAAUUUGACCAUUAUAAUAGAAAGGUAUAAUAAUUAAUUAAUGAACCAUUUUUAAUAGCAAAUCCUAUUAAUGCUUUAAAAACAAUAAUCAUACCACACAGUCUACAAGAACAAUUCGAAUGUGUAGUGGAUAAACAUGUUUUUAUUGACAAUCCAUGGAAGAAAAUUUCUCGUGCAAAAAUUAUUGAAAAUAUAACGUCACAAAAUAAAAAAUCAUGUUUCUGGGAAUUUCGUGAGGAACUUCGGGUAAAAACAAAUUGCAACGAUAAUUUUUGUUUUAGUGGAAAAAAUAAAAUAAUUGUAUUAAUGUUUUUAUCUAUUCAGAAAAUAAAAAAAGAACAUAUUUUAGUUAGUUAUAAGUCUAGCAAUUAUACAGAUGAAGAAUUUGUAAUUUGCCUCACGGAUCAAGCUAUAGAAUUUAUAGAAACUCAACAAACUCAAUUAGAAAAUGGAUUGAAAGAGAGAGUCGAAAAAUCCAUGGUUAAAUUUUCAGGUGCUUGGGAAUCAGGAGGUACCGAAAAUGAAAUCGAAGAAAUGAUACCUGUCCGAAUACGUGAAAAGGUAUGACAUCAGUCAAGUUAAAUGAAAAUCCAAACCAUAAAUAUAUCUAUGUGGGCUUUAAACAUACUAAUUUUAGAUUCUGAGUGGAACGAAGAAGCUUAUGGUUUUACAAAGAUGUUUAUUUUUUUUCUGUGGACAACUUUUCUAUUAGAUAUCUUCUUCAAAUUUUUAAGCGUAGUACCUUUUCUAAAAUGAAAUCGGUUUGGAAAGGUACUUUAAAGAGGUAAUUUUUCAAUUUUCUAAGGAGUUUUCUCAAUAAAUGUGAUGAAUCAAAAAAAAAAAAAAAAACUACUGAAAAACGGGAAAACGUAGGAAAAAUGGGAUCCAUUUUAAUUUUGGAAUUGGAAUAAUUUGAAUUUUACCAUAAUAUGACAUAUAUAUUGUUAAAAAAGUAGCACUAUCAACUGAACUCCACUCAGAAUAGUUUUUUCCUUUGCAAUAGUUUAUUGUUGCUUGCAGUUGUACAUAAAAUUACUUUUAACAGUCGCUGCAUCUGACCCCAUUAUCCUAGGACGUCUUUUUGAUUUUCAGUUAACAUUUAAAUGGAAAGUUCCAACAGACCGACUCCAAGCUAAAGCAAAUUUUGAAGACUCAAAUUCAAAAUCAAUACGAAAUCAAUAUGUAGAAUUGAUACCUCGAUCAAAUGAAAUAUUUGAAAUUAGCGAUAGAUUAUUAAAGGAUUCAAGUGUUCAAGUAAUCUAACAAUCUAUAUAUGUUUUCCAUGAUAAAAUGAUUUAUAAUUUCAUGAUAUAUUUAUAUUAAUUGUAUAGACAACCCUUUUAAACCACAAAGAAACACAAACAGUUUCAAAAAUCUACCAAAAUAAAUCUAUUCAGUUUAUUGCCGUAGAAGAAGAUAUGUUUCAACCACAACUUCUUAUUGAAUCAGAUAUCUAUUUGAAGAGUUUUUUUGAAAAACACGUACCUUAGUAUAAAAUCAAAUUUAUAACUUAGUAUACUCGUAAUUUGUAUCAACUAAUUACUAAUUGCAUUGAUUACAUAAAAUAAUAGGCACCUACUAUAUGAAAUUAAACAUAAACCUAUCCAUAAUCUGGUAUGCAAAAAGUAGUACCUGUUAUAUUGUAUAUGAAUUGUAUUGAGAUAUUAUGUGGGGUUCUAUUUUACAUAAAUUAGUGUGUAUGCGAUAUGUCUGAGAUCUUUUAUGUCAAAAUAUGUGAUACUUGAAAUAAGAGAUUUAAAAUGUUAUUGUGAGCGAGGUUCUAAAAUACCUAACUAAUAUGAUAUUACACACAUGUGUAUAUCGAGAGACGCUAGAUGAUAUCUGGUAUAGCAAAUUGAGUGUGGGAGGAAUGCAAACAAAUUCUAUCGUUCUGAUCAUAUUUGAACCUGUGACUAGUAGAUCAUUUCCUUUCCAAACCUAAUACCCAAACUAUCAAGAUAGACUAACUUAUCUACCAAUUAAUAAGAAAUAAGAAAUAAGAAAUAAGUAGCUCUACAAUUUUACAUUUGUUUUUUUUUUUGUCACCCUUAUUUUUGGGUAUAAAACCUGUAUUUUUAAUUUUCAAAUGGCAACCUAUAUUAAAAAUUCCAUAAAUAGAUGAUGUAUUAUUUUAAAAUAAAUUUUAGUGUUCAAAUAUUUUAUUUCUGUCAAUCCGUUGACGAAAUAUUCUACUUUUAAGUUUGGGUUAGAGAACAUUAGUGGAGUAUCAUUUGUGUGGCAGUACAGUGCAUGGCGUGUUAAUAAUGCACCACUACUCUCCUCAAACCUAAAAUUAAAAGUGAAAUAUUUCGUCUAAAAUUUAUUUUAACUAAUACUAAUAAUAUAAUUAAAUAAAUAAAUUAAAAUAUUUACAAAAAAUUAACUAAACUGAAACCCCACGUUUAUUAUACGUGCUGUGUUUAUUAUAGCUACAGAACACAUAUUGAACAUAUAUGUCAGCUAUGUUAUGAAUUAUCUUGUUAUUAAUGGUUACCUACUUGUUAUUUUAUUUUCAGUUUUGAGAAUGAAUUACAUCAAAAUCAGUUGUACGAUCUGUACCGGGAUGAUUAUAAACUAUUAAAGAAUAAAAAUGACAAAUCAUAUAUUAGAUGCACUAAAGACAUAAAACUUCUGCCUGGAGCAUAUCAUAACGUAGCCUUUCCAAAAAAAUAUGUAUCCAGUUAUACUUGGCAUCCUACAAUACCAGGUAUAAUAAUUAUUAUAAAUAAAUACAUUUUAAAUUAUAAUUUUAGAAUGCAUCAUUUUUAGGUAUUUUUGCACUUACUUAUAUGACGAGUAGUAAUGGGUUGUACAAGAGAAUAAACAUAGAAAACCCUGCUGAAAAAAUGGCUAAAUUAACAAUCAAAGAACGAGAUAAAUUAAAAUGUAUAGAUGACCAAAAUAACUUUGUCGUCAUUUGGUCAAUUAGCGAUAUGAUUUUUCCAAAGGUAUUCCAUUGAGUCAAUACUUAUAUACAUUUUGCAUUACUAUGUAACAUAGUGUGUAGCAGAAUUAUUACAUAUAAACUAUUUAUAGUUACCCAAAAUGUUGUAUUAAUUUUUAGUUAAAAUUGGAAAGUUUUGAAGAAGUAUGUUGUGUUGAAUUUAGUCCUAUUGAUGGUAAUAUUGUUGUGGGAGGAUUAAACAAUGGACUGAUAUCCAUAUGGGAUAUUAAAGGAAAAUUGAAUAAUACACUGCGUGGAGGUGAAUGCUGUCAUGAGGAACUCUGCGUAAGAAUUGAAAACUAAUAUAGUAACAUAUUAAAAUAACUUUAAUCAAAAUAAUAAAAACGUAGAUUGUAACGCUUGUAACGUUGAAGCUUUUAUAUUUUUUCUAUAAAUCCAAUUUAAUGCUUACCUGAAUACAAAUUUGAUUGAUUAGGUUAUGUUAAAAUCUACUAAUUUUAUGAUACCGUUUUUAUUUUCCAUAAUGUAUAUUUUAUAGUUUUGUGAUUAUAAAUACAUAUUUUUCCGUACAUAUAGUGCCUAGAUUUAUAUUAAUUAUGUGAAGUAUAUUUAAUGAGAUCAAUUUUCCAUACUUUUAAUCUUGGCAUCUCCUUUUUUCCUCUCUUAGCUGUUCGAUUUGUUAUUGCUGUUUUCAUCCGUCUUGUCGAGACUUUUAAUCUUAUCUUUUGAGAUAUUUACCUCAUACAAUAAGUCAAACAAUAAUUGACUCUAUCCUAAACAUUCAAUCAACAUGCCUACUACACCACAAACCACUGUUAGCUUUAAUAUUGCAAAAUAAAAUUUAAAAAAAUAAACAUUACAUGGUAAGCAAUGUUGCCACAUAUCACACAUAAAUUGUACUUUCAUGCUUUUUAUUUCAGAAAUGGGUUCCCCUGCUAAAUUGUAAAUACUAAAAACUGUACUGCAGAACGCUCCUAUUGCAAAUCUUAGUCCGAUUUUAUUGACACUAUCUAAUCAGUUCAGUAUUGAAUUCUGUAAUUCUGUAAUUCAAUAUUCGAUGCUGUUUUAUACAAAAUUGCAAAAUUUAUACUAAAUUGAUUCAUUAAAUUGAUGAAAUUUCUUUUGCUAACUAUAGUAUUUAACUUGGAAAUAAUGUUAUGUCUCCAAGUGCAGUAAUAUGCUUUGACAAUAUCUAGAUUUACUAUUCCCAUUAUUUAUAUGUUUUUGAACGGUUGAAAGAUAUUUUCUUUAACUUCAAUAAGAUUAUCUAUUGUACUUCAGGUUUUUAUAAAACCAUUAAGUCUAUAAUUUUUUCAAGUAGUUUGCACAUCGUGUUAAAUAACGUAAUUGGUCUGUAUCCUUCGUUAUAAAACUUUUAUUUUCCAGAUUUUGGGAUUCAAACAGCAACCCCACUAUUCCACGUUUCAGGCUACGCUCCCACACUAAGAAUUUUAUUGUACAGUGUUGUUAGUAAUUUGAAUGCUCUUCUUCCGAAAUUUUGAAUGAAUUCAUAGUGAAUUUGGUUUGGUUCAGGACUUUUACUUUUGAAUUUCAUUAGGAAAUGACUAAGUUAAAGAUAAAUCUAAAAUACCAAAUUAUUUUCACUAAAAUGUUGAUAAUUUACGAAUUUCCACAACGAUGCAACUACCCUCUGGCAGUCCAAAACAUAAAUAUAGUUACAUCCUUUUCAUACCUCAUGCGUUCGUUGUAUUUAAACAUAUUGAAGUUGAAAAUUUCACAGUCAUGUCAUUAUUCUACCGGAGUGGCAAUAUGUAUGCAUAUAUAGAUCAUAUACUGUUGUUUAUUUUUUUCUUUGUGAACAACUUUUCUAUCAGCAAUUUUGCUCCGAUAUACAACGAUACCACUUUUUCUGAAAAAAAAUCAGGCUGGUUGGCUACUUAAGAGAGGUUAUUUUUUAAUUUUCCCAUGUGUUUUCUCAAUAAAUUGAAAAAACCAAAAAAAAAAACUAAAAUAAAUCCCAUCUUCCAACUACUUACUUACAACAGUGGCCACACCCGUCAUCAGUAUCAGAGGAUACAUUUUUAAACAUUUUUCACAUUAAUGUUAUAUUAUAAUAAGUUAAAUUGCAAUACAUUAAUACAUACUACUUUAUUAUGAUACAGCAGUGCACCUAAUUUAUAAUAUAGUGUUACGAAAAUACCCAAUUCAAGCUAAAAUAUAAUAUAAUAUAUUAAUAAUGAAAUAAACGGGUUCGUGUAAAAAAACCGGAAAUUUUCAGCCAAAUCGUAAUUUAGAAGACCAAAAAAUUUAGUCACAAAUAUUUUAUCGGAACCGUAUUUCAACUGACGUGUCGACACUUCGUCACUUUAACUAUACCAUAAACAUUUUGGAACAUUUUUUUUGCACACAUUCAACAUUUUACCAUUUACUUGUAGGUUAUACAUGACAGUUAUAAACCUAUUAUAGGUAGUCCUAAGUGCUGAUUUUUUGACAAAUAUAAUUACCCCCCUUUUUUUUCUAUUUGAAUACCAUCCAUUAAUGUUUAAACUUGUGCUUCUAAGUUUCCUAAUUUACAGAACUCUUCAAAUAUAAAGUUUUAUAAUUUUCAGCGCUAGUCAUUAGCCAACCAACUCUAUUAUAUUAAAUUAUAGUUAACUAUAAUGUACUUAAUAAUUAAUAACUGCAUAUUUUUUUAUAAUAUCUUAUUAUAUUUAUGGAGUUAUAAUAAAUUAAAAUAUUGAGACAUAAUAUGAUUAACAUAAUUAUAUUACAUUCGUUAUUGGUGUUUCGGUAAGGAUUUUGCAAUGACAAAUCUUUACUGUUAAAUACAUCAGUGUUUAUAUUCCUGAAAUGUGUAUAUGAAAACACAAAAGGAGAGAAACUAAAUACAAUAAAAAAAUAUUAAAAUAUACCUAUCUUCAUUUGCAUGAAAACUUUGUGAACCUUUAGCUAAAGCUAAAGUCAAUAACAUCUUACUUCUCGACAUUUCAUUUUAAAUAAUUAACAAUGAACAGUGAACAUGUCUUAUAACAAACUUACACGCAACAAUUACUUUAAAUAAUAAUAUAUUAUGUUUAUAUAUUAAAAUAACUGAUAAUAAUUAAUAAAUAUAAUUUUAUUACUGUACCUACAUAGGAAUAAUAUUUUUUAAAACGCGUGAUAUUGGUUAGGUACCGCGACAGAUUAAAUAUAUAUAUAUUCGCUUUAUGGCACUGCCAAUAUAAAUGUGUAAAAAUUAUGUCAAACAAUGAUAAGUGCUAUUAAUAAAAAUGCACAAACAUGAUAAUCGUCCAAAAUCAGUAAUUAUCAGGUUUUGACCUAAAAAAAAAUACAUCAAUUUUAAUAAGUGAAAUAUCAUAUAUUGUCAUAAAAUAAUUUGCCCUUUCACGAAAGAUAUCAAUUAUAGUUUUUGCUAUAACUUCUUGGAUAUUGGAGCUACAAAUAUCAUGUUUUGACACCAUUAAUUAUAGAACUUGAACAACACUUAUCAUACAUAAUCUCAAAAUCGCAUUUUUGCACACAUCAUGUUUUGGCUCUCAACCACAGUAAUACGUGUCCGCUGAAAUACGGUUCGGAUAAAAUAUGGUUAGGAUUAUUUAUUGUUCGUCUUAAAUAAUGUCGGAUUAAAUAUUGUCGGCUAAAGUACUAUCGGCUAUAAUAUUUUCAGCUAAAAUGUGGCCCUUGAAACAAACAUUUAAGUUAAAAUUGAACUAUAAAUUCAGUUUUUAACUUACCUUUUAGAGAAAAAUUAACUAUUUAUGUUGUAAGACAAUAUUGAUGUUGAACAAUUAAGAAUGUCUAGAUGCUAAAAUUAUCCAUUUACAUGAAAUGGACAUGUACUCUAUUUACACUAAAAUAAUUUGACAUAUGCAUCAAUAUAUAUAUAUAAACUGUUCAAUACACAUACUGUUUUUUUUUUUUUAUAAUUAUAUUUUGGUGUUUUUUCUUAGAUGGAAAAUAUUUUUGUAUUUAUGUUAAUUAUGCUAAUUCUAUAUUGUUCAAAACAAGCAUUGGAUCAUUUUAAGGGCAUAACAUCUGGGCCCGAAUCAUGAUUACUAUCUAAAAUAUUUCGGUAAUGAUUAUAAUACCCGUUGACGCAAACUAAAAACGCAUUUAUGUCAGUUAAAACUUAAAACAGUGUUAAAUGUAUACUUCCAGUUAAAUAUAAGAUUAAUUUAAUGGGUUUUAUUGUUUUAUAAAAUCAAUAGCCUAUUGUUACAUCGUUAUUCAAUACAACAAUUAUUGUAGAUGUCUAAAAUUUAGUAUUUUUAACUUUUAUAGUAAAAUAAAUAAAUAUACAUUUUCUUUAUAGAUGCAACUUGAAAAUACCACAAAUUUAACAACAGACUUAAAAAGUGAACAUUUAAUCAAACUGACAGCAUUGAGUGCUAUUAUUGAAUCGCAUACGUCUAUGGUAACUGCUAUACAGUGGAUUCAUCCAUUGAAUGAAGUAAGUAAAUUUACAUGAAAUAAUAUAGUAUACAUAUUUAUUAUUAUUAUUAUGUAUAAUAAUAUCUAACUGAUUAAUUAUAUUAUAAUAUUUCUGUAUAAAACUUGAACAUUUAUAAUAAAUCAGUUGUUUUGUCACAAGUUUGGAAAAUAAAGUAGGUCAUUAGGUGCAUUUUUAGUUCUAAUUGAUAAUAAACAUAAAAUAUACACAAAAAACCUCCCAAAACAACUUUAAUAAUUAGUUAACUAUAUAAAUGUUGAACAGUAAAAUACAAUUUUUAUUUAUAAUUUUAUUAGCUAGUAGGGUAUUAAAAAAGCCAGAGAUCAACCAAAAUUAUAAUUUUAUGAAUUGUGGAUUGCAUUACUUACCGUUUUUUUUUCUUCAAACUAAAAAUCGAAUAAAUCCGACAGGACAAUCAAUCUAUCAUAAGACAUUUAGUAUCUCGGAAAGUAUUAACGCGUUUCGACAUUCAUUUUACAGAUAAUUUUAGAAACAAGUAGCUCUGCAAUUUUACAUUUAUGUUAUUUUUUCAUCUUAAUUUUUGGUGGUAAAAGUAUUAUCUACUUUUGAUUUUUAAAUACCAAUCUAUAUUGAAAAUUGCAUAUAGAUGGAGUAGAAGUUAAAAUAAAUUUUGAUGUUUAAAUUUUAAAUUUCCAUCUAUCCAUUGACGAGAUAUUACACUUUUAGGUUUGGGUCGGAGGAUUUUCUUCUAUCUGAAUAUCAAUACCUAUCGUAUUGUGUAAGUUGUGCUGUUAAUAUGCCAGUUGUAUUGUUCGUACGCUAAAGUUUUUAUUCGUAUUUUGCUCCGUUAAUUUCAAAUACUAAAAUAACAUGCACUGACACUAGUACUACAACUAAAAGUUAUAUUAAAAAUCUUGAUAUUAAGUUGAUUGAAGAAACACUUGAAUCCACCACGAUAAACUCCUUUAUAAUCAAUAAGUACUUUGACGUUUUUUGUCAUUUGCAUUCGCAUAAAAAAACCUGUAUAAACUAGUGCUACAAUUACUGCAAGGGAAGUUAAUGCUUUUUGGGAAAAAGCCGAAACUCCUACGAAAACAGAAUGCCACGUUAUCGAUAAAUUUACACUGAAAUAGCAACAUAUUAAAAAAGUGCUGAAGACGAACAUCAAAACAAUUAGAGAUAGAAUCUGCAGUAUUUUUCAGUGACUUUGAAAAUUUAUUUGCUAUUACUCAUAAAGAUGUUUAAUUUGUACUACAAAAUUUCCCUUUUUCUAAAAGUCGAUUUGUAAACUGUGGCAAAAACAAAUUUAUCAUAAUACAAACUGCGGAAAAACUGAUAAGAUACAAACUGCGGAAAUUAAUUUUCUAUAUUUAUUAGAUAUACACUAUAUAUUAUAAUAUAUAUAUAUUUAUAAAUCGAUACGAUGAACUAAAAUCGAUUAAAUUCGUAAGACGAACCUAAAUUUUUUUUUACUCAAGUACUAAAUAUUGGUUCUUUUACUUGUGAUAUUAUUACUUAUUAUAAGUGGCUGAAUUUAAACCGAAAAUAUUAUAGCUGACAGUUUUUAUUUGUUGGCUAAAAUACUGUCGGCUACAAUAUUUUUGGCUAGAAUAUAACUCCUCGUGCUAAAUAGUACUAUCACAAGUAAAAGAAUCAAUUUUUAGUACCUAUGUAAAAAUAAAUUUGGAUUUACCUUAUCAAUUUAAUGGAUUUUAGUUUAUCGUAUCGAUACAUAAAUAUAUUAUAUAUUAUUUAUAUAUAUUAUAUAUCUAAUAAGUAUAUCAAAUAAAUUGCUGCAGUUUGUAUCUUAUCGGUUUUGCCGCAGUUUGAAUUAUGUUAAAUUUAUUAUAUGGAUGAAUAAUUUAAGUAGGUGAGACCAUCAGAAAAUAACAAUCAUUUUUUUCUUAUCGCCCUAGUGAAUAUUUCAACUAUAAAUAAAUUAAGGACUUACAUAAUUAUUUGUUUUUCAUAAUACUCGCAAAGUAUUAUUACUUUUAUACUUAGUUUUUGUUAUUUAGUUAAGUAUUUAUUUAUAGUUAUUAGUUAUUAGUAUUUAUAGUUUUAUAGUUAGUUAAGUUCAAAAAAAAAAAAAAAUAAUAAUAAUAAUCUAUUUGUUGUAUUUAGAUAACACCAUUCGGAAAAUUAGUGAACACAGAAGAGGGAAAUUUCUCCUUGCAAUUUUUUGCUGCAUCCUUGGACGGCACCGUGAAACUUUGGGAUUUGAAUUCUACACUGCCGGUGGAGACAAAUAAAAAAAAAACAGAAAACUUUAAUAAAUACAACUCGCCAUUGUCUGUUUACAACAAUCGUCUAAAGCCUUUAUAUACGGUUAUUUUUUACUUUGAUUAAUUAUUAUAAAUAUACACUAUAUGACUGAUGUAUAUAAGUGAUCAAUAAUAUAGAUCACGUAUAAAUUUAUACCUAUGAUAUUAUAUACUAGCUGUACAAACAAAUUAUAAUAACCUGCCUCCCUGUAGAAACAAUUGAUUAUAAUAAAACAAUUUAUUUAUUUUGGUGAACGCCACAAAUAAACCAACAAAAGUGAGGUAUAUCUAAACUUUUUGAAUUUUGAAUUAAUAUUUAAAAAUCCACCAUUGGUUAACUUAAAUAAUUAUUUUAAAAAAAAAACUAAUAAUUUAGACUUACUUUUUAUAUAUUUAUAAAAAACAAAAUAAAUAUGGGGUCAUGUUUCUGUAAACUACCAUUUACUACUUUAUCCAGAUAUAUUCCUGACCAAAAUACACAUAAAAAAAAAUUAGUUUUAGGCCAGUAGAUAAUGCCAUACUAUACAUAAACUAAUAAGUCUGUGGUAAAAUACUGCGAAUAAAAAUCUAUUUUUGGAUAAAAAACAUUAAUUUUUUGCUUUAGAUAACAAUAACGGACAUUGAAAACGUUAUAACUCCCACAUCUCCAAUAAUUCCUAUUACAGCAUUAUCUUUCAAUAUACCUCUGUUGAAGUACACUACAUCGAACGAACCAUUGAUAUUUGGUGAAUCACAGUUUCAAUACGGUAUACAAUAUUCCAUACUCAGUAAAACGUAAUAUUAUUUUAUUCUGUUAUAUUAUAUUACAGUUCCAACGGCGCAAAAUAAAUCGGACCGUUUAUUGGUCAUUGGUACCAUUAUGGGUCAAGUAGGCGUUGUCACUUGGAAUGGUUUUGGUGCAGACUACAAGGGAAAAUUGAAUGAAAGUAUGCAAUAGUAACGGUAUAGUAAGAACAAAUUUACCUACAAAUUGUAUAUAAAUUUUCAGAAUGCAAACCUAAUUGGUGGGGACAAGUGCACGAUGGACCAGUUACCUGUAUAAGAAGAAAUAUGUUUUAUCCAGACAUUUAUUUGGUAUGCGGGGGACGCGUAGCAUCCAUAACAAGUUUGAACUACCAAGUACAUUUAGAAAAGCCUAACUAUUCAUAAAUAAUAAAUACAAUUUUCAUAUAAAUAUAUUAUAAUUUAUAACUUUUAAGAUCUUUACUAUUUUUGUGUUUUAAAUAGUUAUUUAACUUGAAUGAGUAAAGGGAAUUUGAAAUUUAAAAAAAAUAAUACAAAUAUUUGUUUUAUAGAAACUUCCAUUGUGGUACAAAGAGUUCAACAAUUUGACAAAUAGCGUCUUAUGGUCUGCUGUUCACCCCGCAGAAUUCCGAGUGUCUUUCAAUAAUGGCGGUGAAUUACAAUUUUGGGAUUUUAAAAAAUACACUCAUCAACCAUAUCAAAUAUUCAAUUAUACCCUAGGCGGCGGGCUUAUAGCCAGUAAGUGCUGUGAUCAUAAUUCUUAUAUAUAUAUAAAAGAACAUACCUUUUUUAUGUUCCAAUUUUGUGAAGGCACUAUUAAACUUUUAGAUUCUGAGAGGAGCGAAGAAGCUGAUGGUUUUACAAAAAUGUUAUUUUUAAUUUUUUUUUUUUAUUUGCGAAACUUUUUUAUGAGAAAUCUUGCUUUGAUUUUUAAGUGUAGCACUUAUUUCUGAAAGAAAAUUGGGAAAUCGAGACGGAGGGAAAAUGGGAAAAUCUAAAUAAUGUAUAGGUAUUAGUUAAAUUUUUUACUGUGAAUAACUUUUCUACCAACAAUUUUGCUCCAACUUAUAAUCAUAGCAACUUUUCUAAAAGGAGAUUUCACAGAGCAGGUACUUUAUAGACGUCAUUUAUUAAAUUUUCCCGGAGUUUUCUUAAUAAAUGUUAAAAACAGGGAAAAAAACAUGGGAAACCAAGAAAACCGAAAAAAUCGGUAUAUAAUUAUACAAAUAUUAUUAAAGAAAGUAUAUAAAACCAAUUUAAUUAUUUUACUAUAAUAUGGCAUAUAUAUAUAUAUUGUUGACAUAGGAACAUUAUCAACUGAAUUCCGCUCAGAAUCGGUUUUUCGUAAGCAAUGGUUUAUUGUUGCUUACAUGUAUGUAUUAAAUUAUUUAUAUCAGUGGCUACACUUAUUCCCAUUAUACUAAAACGUCUUUUUUUCAAUUUUUUUUUCACAGAGUUGUUCCAAAUACUCUCUGGAGUGUCACCAUGUCACCCGAUUUUUCAUUUUGUUUGUCUGAGGGGAGGGAAGUUGUUGUUUUUAGCGUAUCAUUUAAAUAUUUUAAGGACUUUUUUUUACAUAGUUGUACCAAAUACUCCUAUGAGGAAUCUAAUUAUAUAUGACUCUGUCAUGUGUCACAUGCAAAAAAAAAAAAAAAAUUGGUACGGGUAAGGUCGGGCGGGAUAGCUAGUAUAUUAUAUACGUGGUACAUCCAGAAAUAUUAAAUGUUUGAGGAAAAAUAGAAAUUUAAAAUUUAAAAAUAUAUGUCAUAACAGAAUACUUUUAUUCCGUUACCCACCUUCGGUUUACCUACUUUUCACCUAUUUUUUCUAUUCAUUAUUGACGCGGUCAAUACCAAAAAGGAAUAUGGAUAGAAAAAAAAAAAAAUUGGUACGGGUAAGGUCGGGCGGGAUAGCUAGUAUAUUAUAUAUGUUACGAAAGAAGAUAAUUUAUUGGUAUAUCAAAUUAUAAAAAAAAGACGGAACCUAAAGGUAAUAGAACCAGUGAUUACCUUUGAAGUCCUGUAAGGGGAAAGAGGUAAUAAGACAUAUUUGUUAUUAAAUGAGCUUUAAUAUUGAUCAUAAGAACGUCUUGUACACAAUUUGCACGGUGUCGCAUCCAGAUUUUUUCUACUUUUUCCUUACAUACCUAUUUAUUUCUGUUACAAUAUCAAUAAGUUAUUGUACUUCAUGAUGCUACACAGUUUUUAUUUUUAUUUUUUAUUAUUUCUUAAUGCUCACUAAUACUAUUACUGUUGCACAGUGUUGUUUUGAUAUAAACCCAACUAAUUUUUUUUAUUUAUUGUUUUCAUUGGUUAAUGACUGUGCUUUCCAUAUUUGUAUUUAGCAAAUUUGAAUUUCAGCUUUUGGUCUUCGAAUUUUAUGUUUUUUUUUUUUUUUUAAAUAAUUAUACGUCAUUUUACGUUCUAAUUUUUAUCUUUCUAAGCCCUCUGUUUUAUUUCAGCAAUGUCAUCGCCGUGUCUCCCCGUACAUUUCGUGGACGCACAACAAGGCGAAGCACUGACAGAUUAUAGAAAUAAAGAACUGAUCUGCUUUGCGGACUCUGCUGGAGAAAUAAGGAUGAUCACUGUCGAAAAGUUAGAUACUGAAUCGGACGAAGAGAAGAAAAUGGGUCAAAUGUUACAAAAUCGGGUGAACCAGUUGAAACAAUCAGAUCAGUAUAACGAAAAGUGCAAGGAGACACUUCAACCUCAGAUGAAUUACAAUGAUGACAAGUCAACAGCCCUCUCGUUAUCUUUUGAAUCACUAUCAAAAGUCAUCCAUUCGUACAAACAAUACAAAAUCGAGCAAGGCAAAGAGUACUACAGGUAGCCAAUAUAUUAUAAUAUAAAUCCACCAAACAUACUGGUGUGUAUCCCUCGAGUUUACUAAAACUUUCAGUACAUGUUUUUAAUAUUAAAAUUUCAGACAGUAUCUCGAAAGAAACCCGUGGUCUCGGUUGGUUAAAAUACGAGAUGAAGAAGAUACGAAAAAGCGAAACAUAGGCCAUAUUACUAGGAUCAAUAAUAAAUAA
Cinara cedri is the source of this 13499-nucleotide messenger RNA. The record is from the annotation of a GenBank genome assembly. Lineage: Eukaryota; Metazoa; Arthropoda; Insecta; Hemiptera; Aphididae.